AUGGUUGGGCCGGAUCUGGCGGACAACCAGUACGGUUUCCGUCAGGGGCGCUCCACCGUGGAUGCGAUCAUGCGCGUGAAGGCUCUAGCGGAGGAAGCAGUCUCCCGGGGCGAAGUGGUGUUGGCGGUGUCCUUGGACAUCGCCAACGCGUUCAACACUAUGCCCUGGAGCUGCAUCAGGGAGGCGCUCGUGUAUCACGAAGUGCCUCUCUACCUCCGCCGCAUAGUCGGGGCAUAUUUUUCGGAGAGAGCCGUCGUCUACCCCAGUAGGACCGGUCUCGGUAGGCGUGAAAUGUCGUGCGGUGUUCCGCAGGAGUCGGUGUUAGGGCCACUCUUGUGGAACAUCGGCUACGACUGGGUGCUUCGUGGUGCCUUCUUGGAUGGUGUCGCCGUCGUGUGCUACGCGGACGACACACUCGUGACGGCGCGCGGCAAGACGCACCACGAGGCAACCCUGAGGGCCACGGCCGGGGUUGCCCAAGUCGUUGAGCGUAUCCGGCGGCUGGGUCUCGAGGUGGCUCUGCACAAGUCCGAGGCCCUGUUCUUCCACGGGCUUCGGAGGAAGCCGCCUGAGGGAUCUAGCCUCACGGUAAGGAGGCACUCGCAUCGGCAUCGAGCCCUCGAUCAGGUAUCUGGGGCUCGUACUCGAUGGCCGAUGGGACUUCGGAUAUCAUUUCCGAGGUCUGGUCCCCAAGUUGGUUGGGGCAGCGCGUGCGUUGGCGCGGCUGCUGCCCAACAUGAAGGGACCCGAUCUACUCGGGGGUUAUGCGGUCCAUGGCCCUUUACGGGUGCCCGGUAUGGGCGGGGGCCCUGA
Arctia plantaginis is the source of this 813-nucleotide messenger RNA. NCBI's taxonomy places the organism in Eukaryota, Metazoa, Arthropoda, Insecta, Lepidoptera, Erebidae. The record is from the annotation of a GenBank genome assembly.